Messenger RNA from Humulus lupulus (European hop), 1411 nucleotides. Its product is annotated as bidirectional sugar transporter SWEET17-like. Gene Ontology annotation, cellular component: membrane. Gene Ontology annotation, molecular function: sugar transmembrane transporter activity. NCBI's taxonomy places the organism in Eukaryota, Viridiplantae, Streptophyta, Magnoliopsida, Rosales, Cannabaceae. The record is from RefSeq and is a predicted model, not a curated record. The transcript has 7 exons. Bases 187 to 921 code for a protein of 244 amino acids. Gene Ontology annotation, biological process: carbohydrate transport.
CAAAAAAAUAGCACAAAAUAAUAAAAAAAUAGAAAAAGCUUUUAAGACCACUUUAUAACAAAUAUGGUGACCACACAUGCUUUAUAUAAGAAAUGACUACUCUAUUUUUUCUCUUUUGACAAAAAGAAAAUCCAGCUACCACUUUCAACAAGUCUCUUCUCCCAAACACAUUCCUCUGUGCUAACCAUGGAAGGUUUGAUUUUCUCUGUUGAAGUCAUAGGGACCAUCAUUUCAGUGCUGAUGUUUCUUUCUCCAGCAAGAACAUUUUGGAGAAUUGUAAAACAUGGUUCGACAGAAGACUUUGAGAGCCUUCCAUACAUUUGUACACUGCUAAGCUCAUUGUUGUGGACUUACUACGGUUUGACCAAGUCAGGAGAAGUGGUUGUGGCCAUUGUCAAUGGUUUUGGGAGCCUUGUGGAGAUAAUCUACGUUUCCUUGUUUCUUAUUUAUGCUCACCCAAAGAUGAGGGCAAAGACAGGCAUUUUGGUGGGAAUAUUGGAUGUGGGUUUUUUUGGAGUAGCCAUUUUAGUAACUCAGUUAGCUAUGGACAAAGAUGCUCGUAUUAAUGCAAUGGGGUUUCUGGGUGCUGGCCUUAAUAUCAUCAUGUAUGGAUCACCUCUUGCUGCCAUGAAAACUGUGGUGACGAGGAAGAGCGUGGAGUACAUGCCAUUCCUUUUAUCAUUUUUUCAAUUUCUCAAUGGUGGAAUUUGGACUUUAUAUGCUAUUCUUGUACAAGAUUAUUUCCUCAUGGUACCAAAUGGAAUUGGGUUCAUGCUUGGAAUAGCACAGCUGGUACUGUAUGCAAUAUACAGAAAUUCAAAACCAUGCAUAAAUAAAAUUGUUGUAUCAGAUUCAGAUGCACUUCUGGAACAAGGCUGCCAAUCAGAAAGGCUCAUUACAUCCUCCUCUUCCUCCCACUAAGACAUAUAUAUAUAUAUAUAUACAUGUAUGUGUUUGGGAUAUAUAUGGAGAAUUCUUCAAGCCUAAUUGUGCAUAUUUAGCUGAAAGAUCAGCCACCAAUGGGUGCUCCUCUAGCUGAUCAGUGCUCCAUUGGAUCAGCCAAAGAGUAUCGGCUAUGAUCUGAUUAAUACAAAUUUAUGUUAAAGAAUUUAAAUAUACAUUUAUUGAAGAUUUGAAGGUGUGCUAUUUUUUUUGUUGUAAAGAUUGCAUCUUUAUUUGGAUUGUCUUCUUUUUGCUAGGAAGCGAGUCAAUUUUUUUUUUUAUUUCCCAUUUUUUUGUUUCCAAACAAGACUUGGGAAGAGAUUAAAUUAUGGACAAGUAUCCUAUUAUGAUUCAAUGAACAGAGAAUGGGACAGUGGGGUUAGAACAAAGAUUUAGCAAAAGUAAAAAGGGUAGAUACUCAUAUGGUAUUCAUGUUUUAUCAAAAUACAAAUUUGGUACUAUUUGUUUA